This is a messenger RNA of Castor canadensis (American beaver), 1596 nucleotides long. It is a transcript of the gene Tubb4a, whose product is annotated as tubulin beta 4A class IVa. Gene Ontology annotation, biological process: microtubule-based process. Lineage: Eukaryota; Metazoa; Chordata; Mammalia; Rodentia; Castoridae. The record is from RefSeq and is a predicted model, not a curated record. Gene Ontology annotation, molecular function: GTP binding; structural constituent of cytoskeleton; GTPase activity. Gene Ontology annotation, cellular component: microtubule.
CGCAUCUGUCACCCGCGCCACCGCCGCCUCUGCUCCCAGCGUCCGCGCCACCGUCGCCGCGUCCACCAGCGCACCACCAUCAUGCGGGAGAUCGUGCACCUGCAAGCUGGCCAGUGCGGCAACCAGAUCGGAGCCAAGUUUUGGGAGGUGAUCAGUGACGAACAUGGCAUUGACCCCACGGGCACAUACCAUGGGGACAGUGACCUUCAGCUGGAGAGGAUCAACGUCUACUACAACGAGGCCACAGGGGGAAAUUAUGUUCCCAGAGCAGUGCUGGUGGACCUGGAGCCUGGCACCAUGGACUCUGUGCGCUCUGGACCCUUUGGGCAGAUCUUUCGGCCUGACAACUUUGUGUUUGGCCAAUCCGGAGCUGGCAACAACUGGGCCAAGGGCCACUACACGGAGGGCGCAGAGCUGGUGGACGCGGUGCUGGACGUGGUGCGCAAGGAGGCGGAGAGCUGCGACUGCCUUCAGGGCUUCCAGCUGACGCACUCGCUGGGCGGCGGCACGGGCUCGGGCAUGGGCACCCUGCUCAUCAGCAAGAUCCGCGAGGAAUUCCCGGACAGGAUCAUGAACACCUUCAGCGUGGUGCCCUCGCCCAAGGUGUCGGACACCGUGGUGGAGCCCUACAACGCCACCCUCUCUGUGCACCAGCUGGUGGAGAACACGGACGAGACCUACUGCAUCGACAACGAGGCCCUGUACGACAUCUGCUUCCGCACCCUGAAGCUGACCACGCCCACCUACGGGGACCUCAACCACCUGGUGUCGGCCACCAUGAGCGGGGUCACCACCUGCCUGCGCUUCCCGGGCCAGCUGAACGCGGACCUGCGCAAGCUGGCGGUGAACAUGGUGCCCUUCCCGCGCCUGCACUUCUUCAUGCCCGGCUUCGCGCCCCUGACCAGCAGGGGCAGCCAGCAGUACCGCGCCCUGACGGUGCCCGAGCUCACCCAGCAGAUGUUCGACGCCAAGAACAUGAUGGCCGCCUGCGACCCCCGCCACGGCCGCUACCUGACGGUGGCCGCCGUGUUCCGGGGCCGCAUGUCCAUGAAGGAGGUGGACGAGCAGAUGCUGGCCGUGCAGAGCAAGAACAGCAGCUACUUCGUGGAGUGGAUCCCCAAUAAUGUCAAGACCGCCGUAUGCGACAUCCCACCCCGUGGCCUCAAGAUGGCAGCCACCUUCAUCGGCAACAGCACGGCCAUCCAGGAGCUGUUCAAGCGCAUCUCCGAGCAGUUCACUGCCAUGUUCCGGCGCAAGGCCUUCCUGCACUGGUACACCGGCGAGGGCAUGGACGAGAUGGAGUUCACCGAGGCCGAGAGCAACAUGAACGACCUGGUGUCCGAGUACCAGCAGUACCAGGACGCCACUGCUGAGGAGGGCGAGUUCGAGGAGGAGGCAGAGGAAGAGGUGGCCUGACCCGGCCUCUGCGCCCUGCUGUCCCGCUCUGAGCAAGGCUUUGACCCUGAGGCUCCCUGUCUCCCAGCCUGACUCACCUCUGACCCUAGGAAACCCCCCUCCAGGACCCCAAGAACAGCACUUUGUCCCGAGCCCAACAAUGCCUCCCCACCCGCACCACCUCUAACAACUUUAUCUCUG